AUGGCUCAUAUAGUCAACUGCAUGCUGGAGGCGGAUCAGGAUCAUAUUAGCCAUAGCCAGUCUGCCACAAUGCCUGGCUCUCCAGUAUCCCGAUCUGAAACUCCGUCAGAGAAGCCUGACAAGGCAUACGUCUGGAGAAUGUACCAGCCAGAACGCAAGUAUCAGCUUUUCCCCCGGAAGGAGCAGCCGCAAGCUGCCCAAGGGAAGGGCCUUGACCCGGAGCAGGCCUUCGCCCUCGCCAUGAACCAGACCAGCAACAGCGAAAAGUCUGAUAAGUCACCGCCUGGAAGCGGACUGAGGCUAAGGAUCAAAGAGCACAACCUGAACCGCCGGCGCAAAGUCAGCGUACCGGAGCUCGGCCCCAUGACCACGGUGCAGGAGGUUCCCAUGGACUCUCCAACGAUUCCUGGCCGCCCACCUCUACACGAGAGGUCCAUCAGUGCUCCUGGACAGAACUGGAAGCACCACCACCUCGCAGAAGUCAUGAUUCCUACGCCGUCUCUCGUUGAGGAAGUCACUGAGCUCGGCAGCAGCAGCGAAUCUGGAAGCCCAGCCAACAUCCCCAAGAGCCGAUCGCCUCUAUCGCCAAAAAGCCUGGCACCGCUAGUCAUUCCCGCUCAGGGUGUCCCUGUACCGAGACUCAACCGGCAGAGGUCCUUGAAUCGCUCACGAGCUGGCAGCACCCCAAUCGAGUCAAGCACUGCCCCUCGAUCGACCAGAACGGACGAGUCUCCCGUGAUGCGCACACCAUACACUCCUCUGUCGUCUAGUUUGACAACCCCGAGAUCAGCAUCGACCGUCCACACGAACUCGACCGUGCCGACUCCCGUGACAGCCCCCAUCGAAUGUCGAGCCUCGCCGAAGCCAUGGGAGAGCUCAUCUACGAUGACGCCUCUGACUGAGCACAAAGAGACAACAUUCCUCGACCUCAGCGCCACUCCAAAAGGCGCCUCCUCGACUGCCAACUCGACACCUGUUGCUUUCGCUUCCGAGACUCGGCCUCCUGUUUAUCACAAUGCCAGUGGACAUAAGAGGAACCAAUCGGAAUCGUCAGGCAGCAUCAUGGAGCGGGGUCGUCCACGCAAAAGAUGCGACAUAAUACCCGGGGGUAUUGUUGUGGGCCGAUCUAUAUCCAAGAGGAGCAGGAGUGCCGACAGGCGUGCGUUUGAGAGCCUGCCUCAAGGCUGGAAGUCGACAGAAGCGCCCAACACGCUGCCACACAAUGAGGCAGUUGCACUGCAGAAACAGGCGUUGCAGCAAGCUGCACGAUUCGAGGUCCUUAGGAAGGAGGACGUUGAGGCUCUGUCCAGGGAACUACGCCAAUUGGACGAGCGCACCGAGUAUCUCCGUCGCACUUACAAUUCUCUUCGGGCUGGACGACGCAACCUGCAUGCACGAAUCUGCCAGUAUCUGAGAUCGCCUCGCUUUGCCAAGUUUAGCCAUGACUCGAUGCUCAAGCAGGAGGAAGCACUUGCCGAGCUCGACAACUCGAUCGACGACUGGGUUGGCAAACUUGAGCAAGCCGAGAAUAGGCGCACUCGAGUGCGGCAAAAGCUGCUCGAGCACGUUGCCGCCGCGGCCACGAUGCCCUUGAGCCCUGGAAGUGUGCAUGGUGUCAGCGAGAGCUUGCAAAUGGCAAUUGGCAUUAGAUCGCCUCACUGCCUGGCAAGCAACGGUGCUGGCAACAUUUCGACCCCUCCCAGGAGCCCAACUCGGCAGCAAAUCUACAUCUCCUCGGCUCAGCAAUCUCCUUCGCCGAAGCGCUUUGUGCCCUCUACCAUUAUGGAGCAGCCAAUCGGCGAAGAGACUGCCACCGCCGAGGAGGUUGAGGCACACCGCCGUGCCGUUGAGAGCAUUCGCGUCUAUGCCGGCGAUGAUGUCUAUGCACUCUUGGCAGACGUUGAGAACGAGUUCACCAAGAUGAGCACCAACGAUGGCGCACCAGCUGAAAAGCAGGAGCAACCUGACGAAAAUCUUUCCGAGGAUGAACUUCGUAACGUGCACCGUGCCCGCAGCCACGAAAUGCUCAACAGCCUGUCCAAGAAGUCGUCGGACAACAGUAUCUCAAGCAUCAAGACCUCAUCACCUGUCCGCCCAACUGCUGCCACGCUUAAGCAGCGGAGGUCCUCGAUCAAGCCAAAACCCGCGCCUGUUACCGCAGUCGAAGGGGAAAUCUUUCUCACCAAUGCCGUCUUCAAGCCUUGA
Messenger RNA from Pyricularia pennisetigena, 2205 nucleotides. RefSeq lists its product as uncharacterized. The record is from RefSeq and is a predicted model, not a curated record. The transcript is spliced from 4 exons. Lineage: Eukaryota; Fungi; Ascomycota; Sordariomycetes; Magnaporthales; Pyriculariaceae. The coding region runs from base 1 to 2205 and encodes 734 amino acids.